Molecule: messenger RNA, 1347 nt
Organism: Plasmodium knowlesi strain H
Lineage: Eukaryota; Apicomplexa; Aconoidasida; Haemosporida; Plasmodiidae
Product: conserved Plasmodium protein, unknown function
Exons: 1
Coding region: 1-1347 (448 amino acids)
Source: RefSeq, a predicted model, not a curated record
AUGGUCAUCAAGGGCGGCGCGAAGAAAAAAGCAAAGGUGAAGGCCUAUGACAUUGAAGAGUCAAAGAGGAUAUUCCUAUACGCCUAUGAACACCAACUGAAAAAUGAAAAGGUUAAUUGGAAAAAGGCACAAGAAUCCAGAGUGACCAGUCACAGUGCAAGCUCGAUGCGGAGCCAUUACGUGAACUGUAUAAAACAUGAGGUGUCUUUGUACCUGGAGAUGUACGCAGAGGAAGUUGCUAAGGUAUUUAACAAAGUGAAAAAGUGGAAGAAGGAAGAAAAAAAAAAAAAAAUGUUGCUUUUACAGAGCACCACACUGGUGAAGCAACGGUCAAAUAUUUCUCUAGACAGAGUAACCAAGGGGAAAAGCACAAACUAUAACAAAUUUAAUUCUCUCAUAAUUAGUAAAGCCUUCUCCAUGAAGGGUAACCAUACUGCCAAUAGCAAGCAGAACUCCUCCAUUAACAGAAGAAAGGGGACCAAUGCAAAUACCAAGAAGAGAAAAAAAGACACCAGCCUUUGCUCUAGCGUUAAUGCUAGCGCGAGUGAUAGUGGGACGAAGAACCAACCGGGAGUAUCAAAAAACGGCCUCAAGAAGAAAAAAAUAAAAAAAGUAAAAUUUGCACAAAAAGAUACCCUUGCAGUCAAGGAUAAAAAAAUAGACAAAAGUGUGGUUAAAAAUGUGGUCAAAAAUAUGGUCAAAAAUAUGGUCAAAAAUAAGGCCAAAAAUAAGGCCAAAAAUGUGGCCAAAAGUGUAACCAAAAGUGUAACAAAAAGUGUAACCAAAAUUGCGCCCCCAAAUAACGCAAUCGUUAGGAGCAAUGUAGAAAGAACAAAUAACCCCCCCAACAAUUCGUUCAAUACAGAUAUGAGUGAUAAAACGGAUAAAAGAAAAAGCGAAAAGGAACGGGGGAAGAACACGCGAGUGUCAAAAAAUGAACAAAUGGGAGCAAAGCACAUAUCCCAAGGGAGCAGCGAGAGUAAACAUGCUAUGAAAAAGGUAAAGGAAGAGAACGACGUACAAAUAAGUGUAGACGGAACGGUUCGUGACGAACGAGGGAGUAACACAUUGAACGAAGUGAGCCAUAUAAAAAUACCUUGUGGAGAACACUCGCCCCAGAAGUACCAUCUCGAGUCAAGAUCUGCAAAAAGACACAGCGACAAAAAUUCUCCCCUUCAAAGCAGAGCAAAAAGGGGGAAACACCACGCAGCAAAUUGCAACGCGAAGGAAUUCAACAGGAUAAACAAGCCAUACGAUAAUAAAAUAUCAAGUGGAAACGUUAAGGAAGGGAAAAAAAGUUCUAUCGGCUCUAUUUUUGGGUACCUUUACGAUAAAAUAUUCCGCUGA